Messenger RNA from Mollisia scopiformis, 1572 nucleotides. RefSeq lists its product as uncharacterized. The coding region runs from base 1 to 1572 and encodes 523 amino acids. NCBI's taxonomy places the organism in Eukaryota, Fungi, Ascomycota, Leotiomycetes, Helotiales, Mollisiaceae. The record is from RefSeq and is a predicted model, not a curated record. The transcript has a single exon.
AUGCCUCUCCAGCCUCGAAAACCGAUCCCGCAAUUCUUACCUUCUGAUGGGACGAAGCACGAAUCUACAACUUCGAAUGGCUGUCCUCAGGACGAUUCUGCCACGCACGCGAGCAACGGGACCAGUAAUGUCGACUCGAUCUAUUUGACGGUUGGAUUCGCAAUACCCCACGGAGAAACGCUCGAAAUAUCAGGCACGCUAGAACUGGAAACUGACGAUGAGAAGCCUUAUCACAUGACACCAAGGCCUGGCACCAGUGACUGGUAUGAGCAGGGUACGGAGAAUGUAAAGCAUACGUUGGCGGAUAUGAUGAUUGGAUAUGGCUGGCUGCCUAGUGUUGACUACAACGACAAGAAGUUCUGUCUCCCAUUCUCGAAACUCAUCAUCAUGAUAGGAACGAUCAAAAUACAAUGGGGUUUCCCUAUAUCAAGAGCGGAACAAACAUUUCUAAGCCAUGUGCUGAUACCAUUUUCUCGAGCUGAUGAGAAGAGCUGCGGUGAAGGUAGUGAAGAGGUUCAGACGCUUUUCUCUGCCGGGUGGAAAUCAAUUCUACACCUCAAAGCCACAGCGGAGAGAUGCUCCAGGAAGAGUCGAGCGCAAGAUACGGAAGCGGGUGUGAGAGGAAGUCCAGGGGGAUCUCAGAAGUCAAGAAACUGGGAGACUAGCGGGAUAGCGAAACUGUUUCAAGACAUGGUGCUCACAGAAGAGUACAAGAACACGGAAAAAUUAAAGGAUGCGGAGGUUGAAGAUCUCUGCUUGGUAUUUCGAGAAAUGGAAAGCAUAUACCACAGGAGCCCUAUCCCGACUAAAGCUGACCAAGAUCAUGAAGUUCGUUUCAGAACACCAACAAGAUCGGAAUUGGCAAGACAAGCAUACGAAAGAUCGCGGUUAUCAAGUAGUGAUGAGGACGAGAACCAUAAUGGAGAAGUUGGGAUAUCGGCAAUAACAGAACUACCAGAAUCCAACACCGCCAGCCAUAAGGAGGAUCAGUGUUGCGAUGCAAGAAUGGAGAAGCAGGAGUUGAGAGGGGAGGCAGAGGUGCAACACAGCUGUGAUGAUGAUGAAGAGGAAAGCGGCACAGAAGGUGGAAAACCUGCACAGGCAGAAAAUACGAGGAUUCAGUACUGCAGUGACGAUGAAGAAGUUAAAGAUGCAGGCGUAGCGAUGGGAGAGCCUGCAUCGGCCGAGAAGGGAGAGUUACAAGAGCCACAAGAGCCGAGAAGUCAUGGCGAUGAAGCUGGAGAGGAAACAUCGGCCGAGCAAAAAGGCGCCCAGUAUUCCUCUGAUGACGAGGAUGAGGAGAGUAGCACCAUACUUAGACAACAACCCUACGAUAAGAAAGUGUGGGAAUACUACAGCGAUGACGACGACGAGGAGGAUGGAGGUGUAGCAAUCAGGAACGUGCGCACUCUUUACGAGGAGCUAGCAGAGAAGCACGAAGAAAUGAAGGAGUAUUUGGGUGGGAAAUAUUGGAGAAUUUCAAAGUUUGCCGAGCAGUGGAUGGGGGAAGAUGGCCGUCUAGAGAUGUUGCGUGCGCAAGCGAAAAGUAGCGUUCGGAAGAGCAGUGGUUAG